GUGUGGCCGAUCAAAACAGAGGGCAAAGUUAGUCAGCAAGUUGCAUAGCUUCUGCAUUCUGGUUCUUCAAGCCUCUUUUGUAUGAAGUUUAGCACAAUGUUUUACACUGUGUUUGACCUGAAUGGCAUGUUGGAGAAAACAAUGAAAGGAGCGGACAAAGCGAUUGUGGCAAAGUCCUUUGGAAAAUGGAAAAGCAGCUCUCUAAGGUCCAGGACCAUGGAGAAGCCGGAUGAGCCGUCCGAGGAGAGUAUGGAGGCGAGCCUUUCCAAAUGCACCUGUGAAGACCCCCAACUCGCCAAGAAACCAGUUGAUAAUGAAUUACACGAUCGCUUCCUGAGAGAAAACAAGUGUGAAAACAGUAGCCGGGGUGAACAGUGUGGAUCUGGCAUCUUAUCCUUCAGUGCUCUCCGAAAACCGCUAUCAAAGAUGGAUUCUGAAGGUGAGGAGCAAACCUUCAAAACAUGCAGCAAUAGUACAGGCCUGGUUGAUUGCAUCCCUGAGAGCCACAGCCCAUAUGGGUCUGCAGCGAGGAAGAGGAGCGCCCAGGAUGGGGUGCAGGGCGCCCCUGUCAAUAAGCGAAAGUCCCUGCUGAUGAAACCCCGCCACUACAGCCCCAGCGACGCGUGUGAAGAGGAGAGCGAGGACCUGGCACCGCCACAGGACAAAGAAGAGCUGAGGAACAUUGACACUCCAGCAGAUGGAAAUUUUAAAGCUGUGAACGGAGUGGCUGUCAAAAAUGGCUGCCUGGAUGCUGCUUCAAAGUCCUGCAGUUUGCUCAGAUGGCCUGAAGUUAUGUCUAACAGCUCACCGCAGUGCGAGCCGGACACAUCUGAGCAUCUAAUGAUGGAGGAGGAUGAAGAGUUCCUUAACAAUGAGGCAGAGGACCAAAGUCAAGACAGGAUGAGCGGUACCUUAUCGCCGCAGAGUCCAUACGAAGACAUCAGGGAAGCUGAGUGGGAGCCCCUGUCUCUGUCUGCCAAAGACAACAGCUCCCACUGCAGCCCGUCCCGAGCCUCUGAAGACCUUUCAGGCAGGAACAGCCACAUGAAGGAAGAGUGCGAACUGGGCAGCCCAAUAGGCAGAGCGAGUAUUUUCCAAGCUGAAGCUUUAAGAUACAGGCUGCUCCCCACCGAGGAGGACAGCGAGGGGGAGGCGGAGGUAGAGAGGCUGCCCAGGCUCGACGGCUGGGCGCUGGGCCUCCACGAGAGAGGCCUCGACAUGAGCAGAGGGAGAGUGAACCUGAGCCUUUUGGAGCAGGCCAUCGCCCUGCAGACGGAGCAGAGGCAGGCCCUGCACCACGCCUACAGAGAAAUGGACCGAUUCCUGCUGGAGCAGAUGAGCAGUGAGAGAAGGCACCAUAGGAUGAUGGACAUAGAGAGCAGGCUACACUACCAUGGAGGGAAAGACUCUCCCAGGACAGAUAAAAAGGAUAUAAAGUGUCCAACCCCCGGCUGUGAUGGCACUGGUCAUGUGACGGGCCUGUACCCACAUCACAGGAGUCUGUCUGGAUGUCCUCACAAAGUCCGAGUUCCCCCAGAGAUCCUGGCAAUGCAUGAAAACGUCCUCAAGUGUCCUACACCUGGGUGCACCGGAAGGGGCCAUGUCAACAGCAACCGUAGCACCCACCGGAGUCUCUCAGGCUGCCCUAUUGCCGCCGCAGUGAAAGUCUCCAAACCUCAGGACGAGAGCCUGAAGUGCAGACAAACCCCUGACCGUUCGCCAAGGGCAAUCAGCUUGAUAAAGAAGUUUGAAAUGAACCAGCUGAACUACAGGCUAUCUCAUCCAGUAGCAGCCUUACAAACAAGCCUCACAAAAGAAAUGGACAAGUACAGCAGAAUUCGCUUUGAUUAUGCCAGCUUUGAUGCACAGGUCUUCGGCAAACAGCCACUGCUGGGGACCAAUCAUGACCAAGAAAUGUCCCAAUACCCUGACUCACCUCAGCAGUAUUCUGGCAUCCUUGGGGCUCCGGGUGGCCGCGUGCCCGUCUCUGGUCAACUCAGUCCGUCGAGUCAAUUUAAAAAAGAGGACAUUCACCAGGCCACAGCAGCGACAGCCGCCAUCCUUAACCUAUCCACCCGAUACCAGAAGAGCAUGGAGACCAUCAGCAGCCAGGCCUUGGCAACCUCCACCAAGGAUAUGCUCAUUGAGGUGGAUGAAAACGGGACCUUGGACCUGAGCAUGAAAAAGUGCAAGGAGAACGGAAAAGCUCAGGCCAAGACACCUUUGGAUGAAUUGCUGCCUCCUCCCGAGUCCGUCAUGGCGAAAGGCGGGAGUUUGCUCAUCAACCCCACCUUCUACCAGCCACUGUGCGACCGAGAAACCUGGGAGAACUCCAUCCCUGCCAACUUCAGCAAAGCACAUGUUCUACAGGACAAAGAGCAGGAGGAUUAUGAUCAGGUGUCCUUGGAGGACCAGCACUAUCCAGGGGACGGCAGUAUGUUAAGCCCCAAAGCCAAGCUGCUGUUACGAGAUUCAAAGAAGGAGCUUUUGAGCUGUCCGACCCCAGGCUGUGACGGCAGUGGCCAUGUGACGGGGAAUUAUGCAUCGCAUCGGAGUGUGUCUGGAUGUCCCCUGGCUGACAAAACUCUCAAAUCACUGAUGGCAGCCAACUCUCAGGAACUAAAGUGCCCAACACCUGGCUGUGAUGGAUCUGGACAUGUGACUGGGAACUAUGCUUCGCACAGAAGCUUGUCAGGGUGCCCACGUGCCAGAAAAGGAGGUUUGAAGCUCACACCAAAUAAGGAUGAAAAAGAUGAGCAGGAGCUGAAGUGUCCCGUGAUUGGAUGUGAUGGACAGGGCCAUAUAUCGGGGAAAUACACAUCCCACCGCAGUGCAGGCAGUUGUCCGCUUGCUGCUAAAAGACAGAAAGAGUCAUCCAUCGACGGUCUGCCCUUUGCCUGGAAGAGCAACAAGCAAGAACUGCCCCAUUGUCCCCUGCCUGGCUGCAACGGCCUCGGACAUGCUAAUAAUGUAUUUGCCACUCACCGAAGCUUGUCAGGGUGCCCGUUGAACGCACAGAGCAUCAAGAAAAAGUAUUCAGAGGAGGAGAUGAUGACUAUCAAACUGAAAACUAGUAGUGGUGUUGAAAACAAAGAAGACAUUCACCAUCUGGACCAUGAAAUCAAGGAGCUGAACAACUCCAAUAUGAAAAUAGAAGAAGACAUGAUGCAACUCCAAACACAGCAGAUCUCGUCAAUGGAAUGUAACCUGAAGACAAUUGAGGAGGAAAACAAGAUGAUCGAACAGCACAAUAAUAGCCUUUUGAAGGAGCUAGCUCGCCUCAGCCAAGCUCUCAUUAACAGCCUGACAGAUAUUCAGCUGCCUCAAAUGGGACCCAUCAGCGAGCAUAAUUUUGAAGCCUAUGUGAACACAUUAACGGAUAUGUACAACAACUCGGAGCAUGAAUACUCCCCGGAGUGCAAGGCCCUCUUGGAUAAUAUCAAACAGGCUAUUAAGAGCAUCCAUGUUUAAGCUGCAGAGCUACCAAGAGGUCCCUUUGACUUGGGAUAAUGGCACUAGAUAGCUAUAUUUCACUAAAGAGUGCUGGCUCAACUCGGAAAUGUGUUCGGCAAUUCCUUGUUAAACAAGCUGCACUGAGAAAAUUACCAGCCAGAUUUGUAAUGCUCUUACUGUUUCUACAUUUAUCCUGGUGAGAUUUCUUUUUUAUUAUUAUUUAUUUUUACCCUCUUCUUGCACUUAAUUAUUUUCUAUGGUUUGCUUGAUUUUAAUCUGUACGUGUUCAUGUCAUUCUUAUAUUAUUGCUAUUUAUUAUUAUAUUCCUUCCUCAGUGUAUUUAUUUCCUCAGAUUUUAUUUAUUUCUUGAACUGUAAAUGCUUACUAUUUGAGAAAUCUGUUGGUUUUUCUGCACAUUGUAAAUUUCACAGAAGCACAUUCCAGUUUUUAAUGGCAUACUUUCGCCAUCUAGUGUUGAAAAAGCUAGUCUAUUAUUACUCUUCUUCUUAGUUCUUGAGUUUAAUCUCCCUUCAAAGAAAAAAAAGCUACCAAAACUAAGUAUCACCAGUUUUAGGCAUUGCUUUCACUUUUGUUAUUGGGAACUGAAUGUAUUAGACAAAGUGAGAUUUAAAAAAAUGAUGAUAAUAAUGAAAAUAAAUGCAAUGCAAGAGUACUGUACCUUUUUAUACUCAAGGUGAAGGAGUGAGAAUGCAGCAUCAUUUAGGGAAGCGAAUGUGAGUUUAUGCCACAAAAGGAGCGCAACUUAAAAGAAAAAAAAAAUCAAAUAUUCACUUUGUCACAAUGUCUUUCUUUUUUUUUCAAACAGAAUUAUAGAUAUUAAACUGCCUUCUGUGCACACACCGUGAAGUGUGCAUAUAGUAUGUGCCUAAAUGUAUAUGAAUCCAUGAAAAUAUACAAGUACUAUGUUUUGUGGUAGGACAGUAUUACGUGGAUGGUGUCUAAUUUAUUCUACAGUACAAUUAUUUUCAUAGGAGGACAAGUUCCUGAUGACUGUUUGAAUACCGGUGUUUCAGUAGCUGUAAUCUCUUGAGUCAGGUUCUUAAAAUAUUACUGAGACUGAAAUUAGUUUUUUUUUUUUUUUUUUUUUAUAGUAUGGAUAGGGGACACAAGAUAAAAUCUGCUUCUGUUUUACUCUUUACUCCUCACAUAUAUAAGCAUUUCAACAGCUAUCGAAGUUUAAAUAUCCUCUUGGUAGAUUUGAAUGACAGCUGUUUGAAAGCAACUGGCAGUUCAGUUUCAGUCGCUCAUCACAGAUAAACAGUAGUUAAAGGGCAAUCAGUUGUUCCUUUGAAUCAAUUGCACUUUCGUAUAAAUAUUUAGAGCGUUUCCAUUAGUUCAACAAGUACAAGGAAAGGGGUCAUUGUAUUUACUUUACAUAACCAGACAUUUCAGUCCUUCAGUUUGAAAUAGGUUUAAUCCCAGGGUUGGAAAUUCAUAAUAUUCAUUUGAGCAAUAUGUAUUUAAUUUUUAACCCAAUGUAGCCUUGAAGGUUUUAGAAUUAAACAUUGUAACAGCAAAGGAGCCAAACUGCAGAAAAUUGAGACCCUAUUUUAUCCAAAUACUCAGAAAUUUUAAUGUUUAAAAACCCAAUUAUGUUUCUCAAACUUAAUCCUUUAUAAGUUAUUGUUAAUUCCUAAACCACGCGUUGUUUGCUCAGGAAGUUUUGUGAAUAAUAUAUUUUUUUCUUCUCCCUGUUAGUAUUUGAUGUUUUGUAAUGUGAAAAUGCUCUUUUUGUGGAACGAUAUUAGUAUGAAAUUGUACUGUAUUUCUUUUCUUUUACAUUAAAAUGUAAUUUUUUUUUUUUUUUUAGUUGGGGUAGUUUGUAAAAUGGAAACUUCCUGAUACUUUGACUAUUUCAUAAUAAACAGAUAUGCGCUGUGUUGUACAGUUUGUGUAUGGUAGAAAUAAACUUUUCAAACGGU
Molecule: messenger RNA, 5396 nt
Organism: Girardinichthys multiradiatus
Lineage: Eukaryota; Metazoa; Chordata; Actinopteri; Cyprinodontiformes; Goodeidae
Gene: st18
Product: ST18 C2H2C-type zinc finger transcription factor
Exons: 23
Coding region: 82-3471 (1129 amino acids)
Biological process (GO): regulation of transcription by RNA polymerase II
Cellular component (GO): nucleus
Molecular function (GO): DNA-binding transcription factor activity, RNA polymerase II-specific; zinc ion binding; RNA polymerase II cis-regulatory region sequence-specific DNA binding
Source: RefSeq, a predicted model, not a curated record